AUGGAACCCCUCAAGGGAUAUGACGGCCAGGGCCAGAAUGGCGCUGCGGAUUCGUACUACAGCGCGCAGCCACAGCAGCAGCAGCAGCAGCAGUACAAUCAAGCACCACCUCAGCAGCAGUAUGGGAUGCCCAACCCGCCUUCUUAUGGUCAGAACUUCGGCAGCGAGAAGCCGGAAUUCUCGCAGGCUUUCAAGAUCGAGCGACCAAAAUGGAACGACCUCUGGGCUGGUAUUCUCUUCAUCCUCGUCUUCCUCGGCUUCGUCGCGGUCUCUGGCAUCAGCAUCGCAGGAUACGCGGGCAACAAGAACUUCAAUGGCGACGGCUUCUACGGGUCUGACAACACCUUCAGUCUCAACACCAAUACGAUCGUGCUCUUUGCCUUUAUCAUCGUGGCGGCGCUCGUCCUUGGCUAUGGCUACAUCUCGCUUGCGCGCAUCUUCACGAAGCAGUUCAUCUGGAUCUCGGGCAUUCUCAAUAUUGUCCUGAGUCUGGCGACUGCGAUCUACUACUUCUACCGCAAAGCAUGGGUCGGUGGUGCGCUCUGGCUGGUCGUCGCAGUGUUUUCCAUCUUCUGCUUCAUUUCCUGGAUCAAGCGCAUUCCAUUUAGCGUGCUGAUGUUCCAGACGGCCAUUGACGUCUCGCGCAAGACCGGACAUGUGUACUUAGUGUCGUUCCUCGGCGGUCUGAUUGCGGCGGCCUUCUCUGCCUGGUUCGCCGUGACAAUGGUCGCGGUGUAUAUCAGAUUCGAACCUGGCGCCAAUCCGAGUUGCAAUGCUGCUGCUGGUGGGUCCGGUGGAUGUAGCUCUGCCAUUGUCAUCGGUCUCCUGGUCUACAUUACGUUCGCUGGAUAUUGGAUCACGGAGUGGCUCAAGAACACAAUCCACACCACCAUCUCCGGUGUCUAUGGUAGCUGGUACUUCUCGCCAAACAAUGUCCCAAGUGCGCCAACUCGAGGAGCUGCGAGGAGAGCACUCACCUACAGCUUUGGCUCCAUUAGCCUGGGCAGCUUGCUGGUUGCCAUCCUGGAUCUACUUCGCUUUGCCUGCUCCAUCGCGCGAGACAACAGCGCUGGUACUGGCAACUUCAUGGCUGACUGUGCAUUUUGUGUGCUGCAGUGCAUUCUCGGACUUGUCCAAUGGGCCCUCGAAUUCAUCAACCGAUACGCAUUCAGCUACAUGGCACUUUACGGCAAGGCAUACUUCGCAUCCGCCAAAGAUACGUGGAGAAUGAUCAAGGACCGUGGUAUCGAUGCGCUGAUCAACGAAUGUCUUGUGGGGCCAGUCCUUUCGAUGGGAUGCCUCUUCGUUGCCGUCACCUGCGCUCUGGUCAGCUACAUCUACCUUGAAGUGACUGAUCCACCAUACAACGAAGGGGGCAAAUUCACCGCAGUCGUUGUCUUGUACGCCUUCUUGAUCGGCCUCCAGGUCACUGGCUGUUUUGUGGUGCCUCUCAACAGCGGAAUCGAUACGAUCUUCGUGGCGGCAGCGUGGGAUUCAGAGGUCCUGAUGAGAGAGCAUGGAGACCUUUACCGCCGCAUGAUAGAGGUGUAUCCCCACGUGCAACAGGCCAUACAUGCAUAA
Zasmidium cellare ATCC 36951 is the source of this 1581-nucleotide messenger RNA. RefSeq lists its product as uncharacterized. The coding region runs from base 1 to 1581 and encodes 526 amino acids. The transcript has a single exon. NCBI's taxonomy places the organism in Eukaryota, Fungi, Ascomycota, Dothideomycetes, Mycosphaerellales, Mycosphaerellaceae. Gene Ontology annotation, molecular function: transmembrane transporter activity. Gene Ontology annotation, cellular component: plasma membrane. The record is from RefSeq and is a predicted model, not a curated record. Gene Ontology annotation, biological process: transmembrane transport.